Molecule: messenger RNA, 3752 nt
Organism: Triticum aestivum (bread wheat)
Lineage: Eukaryota; Viridiplantae; Streptophyta; Magnoliopsida; Poales; Poaceae
Exons: 14
Coding region: 60-3752 (1230 amino acids)
Biological process (GO): DNA repair; telomere maintenance
Molecular function (GO): DNA helicase activity
Source: RefSeq, a predicted model, not a curated record
ACACUAAGUUCAGGCAGGGUUCAGAAGUGUUUCAUAACAGGAGCCGUUGAGAAUACAGUAUGUCCGGAUCUCAGCGUAGUGGGGUACGUACUCCCUUUCAGGACCUGACAAACAACGACAGUUCAGGUCAAAAAACAGAUCCAAAAGAACUAAAGAGACAGAGGGAAAGGGAGAGGUAUGCACUAAACAGGGAUGCAAUAUUGAAAAAAAGAAAGGAGGCAAGGGAUCGUAAGAAAGCUAUGCCCGCUAUUUUAAAUGGAACCAACACUCCAUCUAAGCCACCCGUGGCCAUGUCGCCUGGUUUUGACACUGUGGGGAUGCCCAGUGCGCAGUCUGCUAUCACCCAGCAACGGCACACACCAGUUGUGGAAGGCAUACUUGUUGAUGUGGUAAUGAGUGAUCAGACUCCACUUCAUGGUCCAUGUGAACUAACAACACCAGAUACUGUCGGGUCUAACAAGGAAAAUGUUGAUAAUAUUAACUCUGCCAUUGAUUCCUCCCAACUUACUGUGUUACGACCGCCACUUCAAGCCUACAGAUGCAGCAGUUCGUAUGAAGAAAAACAAGCACUGAAGAGGCAGAGGGAAAAUGCCCGGUAUGAGCAACAUAAAGAAGAGAUAUUGCAAAGCCUACGUGACAAACGUCGUGCAGCCAAAUCUACAGUAGUGCUUACAACCGGAGAACAAAACCAAUCUGAUACAGCUGAUGAAGAUUGUGAUUGGCUCCACACAAAUGAUAUGUACCAGAGACAAACCAUUGGAAGGAUGAUGAGGCGAGACAACAUAGUCACUGCGUCGUCACGUGGACACAAUCAAGUCAACAAUUAUAAUGGCAACGACCACGACGAUGAUGCAUAUGGAAUACUGGAGCCCGAUGGCAACACAACAAAUAUGGAUGACUGCUUGGGAGUUGAAAAUCUUAUUGAAACUGAAUAUGUUGAGCCUGAUGAAGAAGCUAGGAUGUUCGCCCACCAAGAUGUUGACUUUGAAUCCUACCGAGUUGAACGACGUCACACUGAUGGAACACCAACAAAUGAUCCUAAUGAUAGGGCUUACAUUAACCUUCCCAAAAAUCACCAUGUCCUUAGAAAAGUUAGGGACUGUCUCCACUGUGGAGCAUUGCGGUUUCAAUACGAGGGACCUGCAUUUUGUUGCAGAAAGGGGAAAGUAGAUUUAUUUACUCCCGAGGUCCCAGACGAGUUGAAACGGUUGUUCACAAGUCAACGUGAUGACGAUGCUAAACAUUUUCGAGACAAUAUUCGGUAUUUCAACUCUCACUUCUCAUUCACAAGUCUUGGAGUCACCCUUGAUCGUCGAGUAAGCACUGCAGCAAGAACCGGCGUAUAUACCUUUCGUGCUUGUGGGGGGUUGUACCACGCUCUUGAUGAGCUGGUGCCGGCUGAUAAUGGCCCUAGGCAUUUGCAACUCUCUAUUUAUGAUACAGAUCAUAACUUGGGGCACAUGACUAAUAUGUCUCCAGAUCUAGAUAUAGAUCUCAUACGGAAAAUUCUGGGAAUACUAGAGCAGAACCCUUAUGCACAUGCUUUCAAGAGCCUUGGGUCUGUUCCGAAUCUAGAUGAGUACAAGAUCUCACUAAACACAGAUAUCAAGUUGGAUCAACGUAGGUACAAUGCCCCAACGACUUCUCAGGUGGCAGGGAUAUGGGUUGAAGGGAGUGAUCCACAAAACUAUUUUGACAGGAGUGUUGUCGUGCAUGCCAAAAAAGGAGACCGACCACUCUAUAUUAGAGCAUACUAUGGUUGCUAUGACCCAUUGUCAUAUCCACUGUUUUUACCACGUGGGGAGACUGGUUGGAAUCGUUGGAUGCCGUAUGUUCAGGCCCCCGAUGACACCACCCAAUUUCCAGCGCAUAAUUCUGGACCACAAGAAAACCGCACCUCUGAUUUACAUCCAGAUGAAAACUUGAUUAAUGGAAGGGAACGAGUUGGCACCUUUGUGCCAGAUGAAGACCGGGUCACUGGUUUACAUGCAGAUGAGGAUUUAAUUAAUGAAAGGGAACAGGUUGGCAAUUUUAUGCCAGAUGAAGGCCAAGCGACUGAUCUACAUGCAGAUGAUAACGAGGAUAUCCAAGAUGAGGAUUUUGGUGACAAUGAGGUCAAUGCAACACAAUCCAGGAAAUUUGUUAGUGCAAGGGAGUACUACUGCUUCAAGCUACAGGUCAGGAAGAAGCUUUUUAACAUCAUCUUGUUUGGUGGGCGCCUUUUCCAACAGUGGGCGGUUGAUAUGUAUAUCAAGAUUGAGACUAUGAGGCUGGACUGGUACUCAAAGCCAGAAAAUCAAAAAGUUAUACGAGCUGAUCUCUACCAGGGUCUUGUUGACACCAUCGUUGCCGGCGAGUCACGCGGUGAUCGAAUUGGCAAGAGAAUCGUGCUUCCACGUACGUUUCCUGGUGGUGAUCGCGACAUGCAGCGGAGGUUGCUGGAUGCGAUGGCAAUAGUCCAACAGUGGGCAUGCUCGAGCAUCAAGGCAGUCAAGUAUUUGUUCAAGUACAUCUAUAAAGGCCACGAUCGGACGUCCUUUGCAUUCGAGCAGGACAUAAUCAAUGAUGGUGGAAUCAUCAAUGAAAUCCGACAAUAUAGGGAUGCACGCUACGUAUCUCCUCCAGAGGCUAUUUACAUGAUUUUUGGUUUCAAAAUGUUUGGUGUCAGUCCAUCAGUGCUGCAGCUCCAGCUUCAUUUGCCGAACAUGCAUACAAUUGCAUUUAAAGCUGGUGAAAAUCUUGAAGAUGUUGUCGCUCGACCAUCUUCAUCCAGGUCCAUGCUUACCGAGUACUUUGAGAUGAACCGGAGGAAUCCGCAAGCACAGAAAUUGUUGUACAGAGAGUUUCCAGAGCAUUAUAGAUGGAUAGCUGGAAAAAAGAAGUGGCAGAAGAGAAGAAAUAACAGAUCACAGAUUGGAAGACUUGUGUAUGCACACCCUGCUGAAGGAGAGAGGUACUACUUGCGUGUGCUGCUAAGUCAUGUUCAAGGUGCCACUUCUUUUGAUCAUUUAAAAACAGUAAAUGGCAACCUAUGCACUUCCUUUAGAGAGGCAUGUGAGCACUUAGGCCUCAUUGAGCACGACAAGACUCUUGAUGAUUGCAUGACAGAGGCAGCCACAUUUCAGAUGCCUUCUGCCCUAAGACGGUUGUUUGCAACUAUAUUGGUAUUUUGCGAGGCAACGGAAAUACGACAAUUGUGGGAUAAACAUCUACCAUCAAUGUGUGAGGACUACAGUCGUAAUGAAUCCAAUGAGCCGGUACUUGAGCAGAUGGUCCUUCGAGAUAUUACGGAUAUGUUGCAAUCCAUGGGAAAGGAUAUUAAGAGCUAUGGACUUCCGGAUCUGGUUGAGACCGAUGGUUCUUAUGACAGUGAGUACAAAGAGGUAACAGAGGAGAGGCAAAUCACCACGGACACAGAACAUCUAGAUCUAUUUAGCAGUUUGAACAAUGAGCAGCUAGCUGGUUUCAAUGACAUAAUGGAUCAUGUGAUGAACAAAAAAAGCCAGAUAUUCUUUGUUGAUGGUCCAGGAGGAACUGGGAAGACGUACUUGUACAAGGCAUUGCUAGCAAAGCUGCGUUCCAUGGGCGAAAUCGCGAUCGCAACUGCUACAUCUGGUAUUGCAGCGUCGAUAAUGCCUGGAGGACGCACAGCACACUCCCGGUUCAAAAUUCCAAUCAAGCUCACUGACAACAGUAUGUGCGGUUUCACAAAACAGAGUGGUACAGCGGAUUGCUUAGACAUGCGUCCCUGA